GAUUAUAUUUUUUCUUGGACAGUUAAUAAUGUCGUAAAAACCGCUGAAGAAUGUUUGCGAAAUUAUUUGGGACAAUUAAAGUCAUAACAACAUGGAAAUACAAUAAUUUCGUAUUUAAAGCGCCUUUUUUAAAGCAAGUUUUUUCCUGUUAAGUUAGCCUUGCUCGUGUUCAAAAAUUGUAUCAAGGUGAUUUUCUACGCAGGCGCAUUGAAGCAAAUCGAAUACACAAUUCAUGUUUUGUCACGUGAGGGUAUAAAUAGCUAGAAAGUUGUCUGACUGACAUCAUUCGGAAUAUUCGUAAACAAGAAGUGUUAUGGUUUCAAAAUGGCCGCUUUCUUCAAGUACAUCUGCCGGUUCGAGAACUGUCAGAAGAAAUUCAGUACGCUAUUCGACCUCAUCGACCAUAUAGAAUACAAUCACAUUAUAAGAGACCCUACAGUAUUAAAACAACAAGAACUUUCACAGCCACCGGCUAUUGCAUUGAGUUACGUAAAUUGCUUUUUCUCGGAACAUUUCAGAAAAGAAAGACCUGGUGUUGAUAUCACUCACGUCGGAUUAAAAAAGUAUGCCGACCCUGAUAAGAAGUUAUAUAGUAAAAACGACAGUUUAAAUGAUAGCUUUGAUAGUCUUCUUGACGAUGAUACAUUUUCUGAUGCUGGCAGUGAUGACUCCUGUCAAUCUUGGGCAACAAGUGUUAGUAGUAAUACUGGUCUCAACCAUCACGACCAAACCAGUUCUUUAGUACCGCCAGUAAGCAAUUAUACACAUACUCCUGCUACAAUAACCACUGAAAGUCUUCAAGGUAAAUUUACAUGCCUGGAAGACAGUGAAGGAAAGAAAAAGUUUUUAUGUACAGUCCCAGGUUGUACGAAAAAAUAUAAAAAUAUUAAUGGUAUCAAGUAUCAUGUUAAAAAUGGACAUACCAAAAAAGAUAGUAUUAGUGGUGAAAUAAAAAAGAACUAUCUUUGUCACUGUGGAAAAGCCUAUAAGAGUCAAAGUGGCUUAAGACACCAUCAAAAUACCCAACAUGGAAUUUCAGCCAACUCUGGCAACAAAGUUUCUUCUUAUACGCCAAUACAUUAUGAUGUUAGGAUGGAUAAUAAUUUUAAGCAACCUCAAGUAAAACAAAUGUUAUCUCUGCCACCAGUUGAAGAGAUGUAUCAGCCCCAAACUCCACUAUCGCCCUCAGGAAUUGUUACAUAAUGGCUUUGUUUUUGUAUAAUUUGUAAAUAUCUUAAUUUAUUGCUUAUAUUAUUCUUAUUUGCCACAGUGUGGUAUUGUUAAUACAAUAUUGUUUCUUGUACAUGAAUUAAGGCAGGCACAGUAUUUUUAAGGUAAAACUUCUCACAAAACUAAGGAAGUGCUUGUGCAAUUUCGUUUUAUGGAAUUUUUGUUUUCUUGCAGGCAAUUUUUUUAAAAAUAUUUAAUGUUUUUGAGUUUAUCAUUUUGAGAAUAUUUUUUGCUCACAUUAAGUGUGAUGAAAUUUUAUGCAGAAGAGGAGUUCAUAUUUAACCAUUGAGCACUCACUGGGUUACAGCAGAAAGCCAUAGUUACAACAGGUUUUUGUAUACAGUAGUUUGAAUGCUUCUAUUUUAAAGCUUAUAUUCACUGCAUGAAUUAUUAAAAAAAAUUGGUCAGUAGGGGAGUUAAGAGUUUAAUGCACUUAAUAUCUUUUGAAUGCACAUUCUGAAUUAUCAUGGGUUGAACCUCUCCCUCUUUGAAUAAGUUUGCAUAAUUCAGAGAUUGCCAGCUUUUAUUUCGCAAGGGCUUUUUCUGUUGCUACAGUUUCUGCACUAGUAAUUUUUACAUGGGACUAUGCUUCAGCUAUGCCUGUCCUUCUUUUCAGUUUUGUUUUUGUAUAUAAAUGAAUUGUUUAUAUUCAAUGUAAAUUAUUGAAUUAAAUGUUUUAUCUGGACAAGAAAAUUUAAUAUGAACUUUUAAAGAAACCUUAGUAGUAUUAAAAAAAUCAGUAUAAACUGAUGUAUGUGAAUAUAAACCUAUUUUUUAAAAAGCAGGUUUCUUGGGAACAUAUUUUUAAAUUUUCUGCAAGAGUAUAUAUAUCUUUAUUUUGUUAAAAUACUUGUAUAUAAUUUGUCAACAACUGUUAAUUAUUAGUAGGGUGCUGUUAGUCAACAAGUUCUUAAAACAGUACGGGAAUAUGCGAUUGCCAAACAAAGUAGCUUUCUAAUGAAACAACAGCCGUACAUUUCCCUGUUUUUUUAAGGGUAAAAGCACUAUUGAUUAACUGGAAUCAUGUCAGACCACUGCUUUUUGUUUCAGCAUGAUUAUGAGCACGUUAUUAUCUGUUCAGGAGUUUUUUUUUAACAAAAAUUGUUUAUGUUUUUAUUUAGUGUAAUGGAACAUUUAUUUAAACCAAUAAUUUUCACACAUUCUAUAAUUUAUGUGCAUAUUUAUUGAUACUAUUAUUGCUAUUAUAUAUAUAAUAUAAAUAUAUUUUUGAAAAUCUUGUUUGCUCUAAUGCUCUAAUAAAGCUCUUAGGGAAACAACUUUUCUUAAUUCUUCAAAAAAUUUUAGCACAAAAUCCAUCUCCUCUUUGGAAUUUCGAUAUGUUAUGGAUACACUUCUUAUGUAACUUUUUUUGGUUAAUUUAUUAAAUUUGAAUGACUGAAAAUUUUAGCAGAAUUAAUUAUGUGGUUUCAAAAAUUUUGGUCAAAUAAAUAGAAAAGUGCGUUAAAUAUAAGGAUAAACUUAAGGAUAAAAUUAAGAACACUUCAGGCUGAAGUUAAAGUUUUUAUAAGAUGUAUGUUGUCUUUUUAUGCUAUGCUCAACAUUUUCUGGAUUCAAAAAGGAAGGGAAUAUGUCAAUGUUAUCUGAAAAGAAUUUCAUUUCAAAUAAUCUUUUUUAUAUGACGGAGAAUUGGAAUAGCCUUUUUUUAUCAGUCAGAUUUAUGCGUUUAUAGUCAUGCAUCAGUAAACAAUUUUUUUUUCUUUUACAGUUUUAAAGGAAGACUACUCUUUUUGAUAUUUUCGUCGGAAAUGUUACUUGCUUUCUUAAUUUAUUUUUUUUUAAAGCUAGUAAAUAAAUAAAUGAAUAAAUAAGAGUCACAA
Hydractinia symbiolongicarpus is the source of this 3068-nucleotide messenger RNA. Its product is annotated as juxtaposed with another zinc finger protein 1-like. Lineage: Eukaryota; Metazoa; Cnidaria; Hydrozoa; Anthoathecata; Hydractiniidae. Gene Ontology annotation, cellular component: nucleus. The record is from RefSeq and is a predicted model, not a curated record. The transcript has a single exon. Bases 325 to 1203 code for a protein of 292 amino acids.